This is a messenger RNA of Mus musculus (house mouse), 3764 nucleotides long. It is a transcript of the gene Mterf3, whose product is annotated as mitochondrial transcription termination factor 3. Gene Ontology annotation, cellular component: mitochondrion; mitochondrial matrix. Lineage: Eukaryota; Metazoa; Chordata; Mammalia; Rodentia; Muridae. Gene Ontology annotation, molecular function: nucleic acid binding; transcription cis-regulatory region binding. The transcript is spliced from 9 exons. The record is from RefSeq and is a predicted model, not a curated record. Gene Ontology annotation, biological process: regulation of DNA-templated transcription; negative regulation of DNA-templated transcription. Bases 1247 to 2503 code for a protein of 418 amino acids.
UUGUGUCUUUAUUUGUCCUGGACUCACUUCCACUCAACAAACUGGAACCCUCCAAACCUCUAGCUUGGUGCUGAAAAGACCCUGGGAAGGACAUAAAACUAUCUGAAUCCUCUGGCUAGAGAAACAGAACACAACGGCAUAAGCAGUCUCACUACAUUGUUCCUGCUUGACUUGAGCUUUCAGUGCAACAUCUGUGUCUCAGGAGGAGAAUUCUAGGAGGCCUUCACUCCCGGCCCAGCUGCUCCCUAUUUUGACCCUUUUUGUUUGAAAGACUUUUUUUUUUUCCAAGCAUAAUUUUACCAAACCAAUUUUGUUCAAGUCUGUUUUGAAGAACUGGGUCUCAGACUCGGUCAACAGUUUCACUGUUUUAUUUAGGAAUGUGACUCAUUUAAGACGGUGGUUUUCUUUUCAUUUACCUUUUGACUAAUUUAUAACCAUAAGAUAUAUUUUAAUAACUCAGUAUUAUAGUAAUCUGCAACAUAUUUUCUAAAUAUACUUCAAACCAUAGGUUUUUUGUUUGUUUGUUUGUUUUGUUUUGUUUUUUCGAGACAGGGUUUCUCUGUAUAGCCCUGGCUGUCCUGGAACUCACUUUGUAGACCAGGCUGGCCUCGAACUCAGAAAUCCACCUGCCUCUGCCUCCCAAGUGCUGGGAUUAAAGGCUUGCGCCACCAUGCCCAGCUGAUAGUUUCCUUUUUUUUUUUUUUAAAGAUUUAUUUAUUUAUUUAUUAUAUGUAAGUACACUGUAGCUGUCUUCAGACCCUCCAGAAGAGGGCAUCAGAUUUUGUUACGGACAGUUGUGAGCCACCAUGUGGUUGCUGGGAUUUGAACUCGGGACCUUCAGGAGAGUAGUCGGUGCUCUUAACUACUGAGCCAUCUCGCCAGCCCAUAGUUUCUUUUAAAAAGCAGAUUAACAGUUGAUUUGGUUGCAUUGUAAUUUGAGCAUUUACAAAAAAUUUUGCUUUAACGUCAUUCUUUGUUUUUAAAUUGUAAGGCAUAUCUUUAUCUUUCCAGUUCAGAAAUUCCUGUUUUGGUUGGUAACUGAGACUGCCUGUAUUUUUGGCUUUUGAUGUAUUAGAAAUUUUUGACUACCCCAGACAUAUUUAUUUAAAUCCUUUGUUUUUGAAAGUAAUUUAUUAUCUAUUUUUGUUUUUGCUGUUUGAAUACUGUUUUAAAUAUGUGAGUAAAUUAAUCUUUCUUCUUUUGAUGGGUGUGUUUUUCCUUUGUAGACUAAAAUGUCAAAAAGAAAAUGGCUCUGUUAGCCCAACAGUUACCCAGACGGUUCAACUCAGUUAAGUUGACUAGCUUCAUUAAAGCCAAACAAGUCACCAAACGCUCUGCAAGAGCAGGAAAAGCCGUGUUGCCCGGCUUCUCAGCUCAGCCUCUGCUCUCCUCUGACACGAGCUUUCUCCGGCGGGGAAUUAAGACUUACAGGACUUUGUUCUGGAAUCGUUUCCAUUCUGCCAGCACAAAUAGGACAAAGAGUUCUGCCGAAAGCACUCUGCUUCCUUCAGUGGCUGAACAGCAGGAGAGGAUACUUAGUCUUGAAUCAGAGCUGCCUCUUGAAGAAGUGGAUGACCUGCCUCCAUUGUCUCCGUUACAGUCAGUUUCAGAGGAGGAGGCUAUUCAGAUUGCUGCGUACUCUCCGCUGCCCAUCUCCUCCUUCACACUUGCAGAUUACGUAGACCAUUCCAAGACUCUGCAGAAGCUAGUGCAGCUUGGAGUGGAUUUGUCUAAGAUAGAAAAACAUCCAGAUGCAGCCAACCUCCUUCUAAGGCUGGAUUUUGAAAAGCACAUUAAGCAAAUACUGCUAUUUCUUAAAGAUUUGGGUUUAGAAGAUAACCAGCUGGGACCAUUUCUGACAAAAAAUUAUGCUAUUUUCUCUGAAGACCUUGAAAACCUUAAGACCAGAGUAGCUUAUCUACAGUCAAAAAAUUUCAGUAAGACAGACAUUGCACGGAUGGUCAAAAAUGCACCAUUUCUGUUGAGCUUCUCCGUGGAAAGACUAGAUAACAGACUGGGAUUUUUUCAGAAAGAACUUGAACUGAAUGUGAAGAAGACUAGAGAUCUGGUUGUUCGCCUUCCAAGGCUACUAACAGGAAGUCUGGAGCCUGUGAAGGAAAACAUGAAGGUUUAUCAUCUUGAACUUGGUUUUAAACAUAAUGAAAUUCAACAUAUGGUCAUCAAGAUUCCUAAGAUGCUAACUGCAAACAAAAGAAAACUUACAGAGAUUUUUGAUUAUGUACACAAUGUGAUGAAUAUUCCCCACCACAUCAUCGUCAAGUUUCCACAGUUAUCACAUUGUAUCGACUUUUGGUCACUGGGAAAGAGGCCUAGAAGUAUCUGCCCUAUGGAGUGUCUCAUGGUUUCUGAAAUACAGCCAAGAGAAGGGCUUUGGUCCACCUCUUCAGCAGCCCCAGAUCCCCAAGCUGCAGCCAUCAUUCCAGUGUGGGGGCCUUCUCCUCUUGCCCCUUCAUCUACACAACAGCAGGUUCCAGGCAUGUAGCCAGCUCAUGGUUCCUUUGUCAAAUGUCUGUGCUCUCCUUAGUCCUUAGGGAUUUUUAACAUUAAAAGGCAUAAAAGGGUUCAGCCUCAUUUUAUUUUGAUUUUUAGUGGGCAGGUACCACAAUUUAAAAAUCAAAACAGAGACACUUUAAUACUUCACAGAUGAUGAAAUCCUUUUUGCUAACACAUCUUAGUCAUUAGUGUUGGUUCACAAACCUGACAGAUAAUCUAAACUCUAAAUAGCUUGUUAAAAGAAAUUUCUGGGUCUCAUUCUCAAGGUACGUAUGAGGUGGCUUUGGGGCAACUCCUGAGGCUUUACCUUCUAACUCUUGCCUGUGUCUCAGGAGUCAGCAUGUUGGCUGCCCUCCAUGAAAACCUUCUUUCAUUAUCAUUCUGUGUUAGUUUUUAGUCCCUUUUAAAUAAGAAUUUACCUUCUUCCUUUAUUUUUUAAAAGAUGGGCUCUUGCCCUAUAGCCCAGAAUUUCUAUCCAAUACCUCAGGUUGUUUGGAACUCAGUAUGUAGCCCAGGCUGACUCUAAACUUAAUACUCCUGCGUCAUGUUACCAAGUUCUGUGAUUACAGGUGGGCACCACCAUGUCUAACUCAUCAUUUGUUAUUUAGUAAUGCUUACAAGUGUGCUGGGAAUCAAACGUACAGUGUCACUAACUUAUUAAAAUAGUUGACCAUGUAAGUUUGUUAGUAUUUCAGCUUUUUAUUGUAAAUUUCUUUCUUUUCCAGUUAUUUAACACAAGAGUGUUUAAAAUUAAAGAAAGACACUUGUUUCUUGCCUACCUGGGAAGAGCACAGUAUGACCCAGCAAAACCUAACUAUGUUUCUUUGGACAAGUUCGUAUCUUUUCCUGAUAAAAUAUUUUGUAAAGAGAUUGCCAAAGCUUCACUAAAUGAUUUUGAGAAAUUCUUAAAAACGCUUUAGUUUUUGAUGAAUGUUUAAAUAUAUUCUUGUAAAUAUAUAUAUGAAUAAAUGUAUUUUUAAAAUAAAUGUUUCUGGUUUCAAUAUUACAAUCAUUUUUCUCAUAAUUCCCUUUUUUGGGUAACUUUUUGGUUUGGUUUUGGGCAUUUUUUAUUUUAAUAGGAAAAUUGUAUUACUUUCCUUUCUUCCUUCCAUACCCACCCUGGUACCUCCUCUCCCAUCCCUCUCAUACCCUGCCUCGGGUUGAUAGCUUCUUUUUAUUACAGUAGUUAAGUGCACAUAUACAUUUAUAAAUGUUCAUGCGCAAAUAUAUAAAUACAGUCUUCUGGUUAU